AUGUACGAUUAUUCCAAAUUUGAAGCCGCGGUGGCCAGAAGAGGCACUCUCGACCGCAACAACAACAACAAUGUCGUGACAUGUGAAGAGGCGGCCCGAAGUGGCUGUGUGGAAAGUCUCAAAAAGGCUCGAUUGUGUGGUUCUCCCUGGGAUGAGUCUACUUGUGUAGAAGCUGCUAAACAUGGCCAUCUGCACGUCCUGAAGUGGUUGAGAGAGAAUGGUUGCCCCUGGAAUGCAAGAACAUGUUUUGCGGCUGCCAAACAUGGUCAUUUGGAAAUUCUCAAGUGGGCUCGAGAAAACGGCUGCCCCUGGACGGCAAGCAUCUGUGCCGCGGCGGCCGCCGGUGGCCAUUUGGAAGUCCUCCAAUGGGCCCGACAGAAUGGAUGCCAGUGGGAUCCAGAGACAUGUGCAUCUGCUGCCAGAAAUGGCCAUUUGGAGAUCCUCAAGUGGGCUCAUGCAAAUGGUUGUCCCAAGAAUGAAUACACAUGCCAAGCUGCUGCCAGAACUGGUAAUUUGAACAUUCUAAAAUGGGCGCGCUUUAACGGAUUUGAAUGGGAUGCCGAGACAUGCUCGGCUGCCGUGGAAGGUGGCCACUUUUGCAUUCUGAAAUGGGCCUACGUGAAUGGAUGCCGUUGGAAUCGAUCCACAUGUGAGUCUGCUGCUCGAAAUGGGUAUUUGGGAAUUCUCAAAUGGGCUCGAGAGAAUGGUUGUCCCUGGGGUCCACAGACAUGUACCGAAGCCGCUCGAAAUGGUCAAAUGGAAACUCUUUUGUGGGCACACGUGAAUGGUUGUCCAUGGAAUGCACAAACACACACAGCAGCUCAUCGAGCAGGUCAUCCUGAAAUUGUGAUGUGGCUGAAGCAGAAUGGAUGCCCAUCCAAAACUGCAAAGAAACGUUCUCCAGCUGCCCGUUGA
Messenger RNA from Seminavis robusta, 915 nucleotides. Lineage: Eukaryota; Bacillariophyta; Bacillariophyceae; Naviculales; Naviculaceae. The record is from the annotation of a GenBank genome assembly.